Seminavis robusta is the source of this 1476-nucleotide messenger RNA. The record is from the annotation of a GenBank genome assembly. NCBI's taxonomy places the organism in Eukaryota, Bacillariophyta, Bacillariophyceae, Naviculales, Naviculaceae.
AUGAGCAUCAGAGGCCUUUGGGGUAGCCUCCUCCAGGCAGGACUGAUCCUCUCUCUCCCUCGUUGGAUCCAAGCCAAAGGCAAAAUCCGGUUGUCAUCGACGGAAUGGAAUGAAUUGUACGAGGCAAGUAGAAUGGCAGAGAUUUCAUACUUCCCAUGGAUAUUGUCAGACUACGACGAACAGAAGGAAAGGUACAACCUCGAGUUUCUUGAGGCAUGGGAGAAGACUCCAGACCAAGCCAUGGUAGCCAAAGUCAAGGGCGUCCACGCCUGCUAUGGUGCAUUCCGUGGAACAGACGAUUUCGACCCGACUUUUGAGGAUUGGAUCCAGAACUUUAGCCUUGAUGAUCAUGAAGUGAAUGGUUGCACUGUCCGGAAGGGCUUCUACGACGGCUACAACACGGCGUACCGAGCCAAGUUCGAAGCGGCCAUGGAACGAUGCAUGGCCAAGUGCUCUGGUAAAAGAGUUUGUUAUCGAAAACGAGGACGAAGGUACUGUCGGCGACAAAAAUGCAAGAUGAUUUUCACGGGGCACAGCCAGGGUGGCUCGAUUGCUGCAGUUGCUGGCCUCGUCUACAAGGAUAAGAACCCCUUGGUUGCUACAUUUGGUGCACCAAAAGCUGUCUAUGAAACUUGUUCGGCUCUCGAACCUACACGCCAUUACAGGUUCAUAAAUGCUCACAAUCUUGAGGCUGGAAGUCUGUACGACCUUGCUCCAAAUCUUUUCGGAAAUGGAGCAGAGCAUUUUGGACGGGCAAUCGUGAUGGGUUCCCAGAACCAACUUGCGCCAGCCUAUAUUGGCCUGAACAACAGACAGCAAAGGUAUGGUAAUUGCGCGGUCACAUGUCAUCUGAUCAGACAUUAUGAGGAACGGAUGAGGAAGGUCCGGGAUUACAACAAGAGAAGGCGCAGAAAGUACAUUUACAUCACGGGAUGGAAGAAUGGCUCCCUCUGUGGUUACGAUGACGAGUGCGAGUCCGGACGCUGUGCUGGGUUGGUCCCUCCUUACAGAUGCCAAGCAAAAGCCAAGUUGUUGGAGCAAUGCUACGGGGAUAGCGACUGUGAGAGUGGCAAAUGCGUCUUUGUUUCAAAUAGAAAUUUGAAGAUUUGUGCUCAGAAGGAUGGCAAGAUUCCAAACGGCGGCCCCUGCAUGGUAGACAGAGAUUGCUCCACUGGUCGGUGUGAGGGAUACCUCGAGCGUACAUGCAAACGCAAAGUCGGUGUCAAAUCUAGCUGCAAUGAGAACAGUGAUUGUCAGAGUGAUGUAUGCCUUCAAUCUGUAAUGAAAUGUGCUCAGGAAGACGGAAAGAUGCCCAAUGGGGGUCCUUGCAGAGAUGGUAGCCAGUGCUCGUCUGGACGUUGUGAAGGAUUUUCGUAUCCUGGAACCUGCGAAGGACGCCUCAAAAAGGGGAGAAGGUGCAAUGAAGACUCUGAUUGUCUAUCCAACGACUGCAACUGGUAUUUCAAAUGCGACUAA